Arabidopsis lyrata subsp. lyrata is the source of this 1542-nucleotide messenger RNA. Its product is annotated as F-box protein At5g03100. The transcript has 3 exons. The record is from RefSeq and is a predicted model, not a curated record. Gene Ontology annotation, molecular function: protein binding. The coding region runs from base 61 to 1137 and encodes 358 amino acids. Lineage: Eukaryota; Viridiplantae; Streptophyta; Magnoliopsida; Brassicales; Brassicaceae.
AGGACUCAGUAAUGACGCCUUCUGUACGUAAUGCAAGUAGGAAUGCUUAAAAGCUAAUUUAUGAAACUAGCCGGCGAUUCAACCGACGGUGUCGAUUUCAUCAGCUCUCUACCCGACGCGAUCCUCCACCAUAUCUUCUCCUAUAUUACGACUAAGGUCGCCAUCAGAACCUCCGUCUUGUCCAAACGAUGGAAACAUAUCUGGUACGAGACACCGUCUCUCUCAAUUGUUUGCUAUAGAGUAGAUCCCAAUUCGAUAAACAAAACCCUACGUAGCUACUCGGCUCCCAAAAUCACGAGUUUCGAUGUUACCAUGAGCAAUGACGUCACUGCACCUGAGAUCGAUACGUGGAUCAAUCUCGCUGUUUCACGCAACGCUGAGGAUUUAUCUCUCAAGUUCAGAUAUAAUUACAGAUUCCCAGAUACCUUCUUCAUCAAUUCCUCUCUGAAGCAGCUUAGUUUGAAUUUGGGUUAUUCCAAUCUGAUUCCCAAAUGCGUUGUCUCUUGGUCAUCGUUAAGGACCUUGUCGUUGAAUCGUUGCAAGAUGUCUGAUGGCUCAUUUGCCAAAAUUCUCUCUGGUUGUUUAUUACUCGAAAGCUUGACAUUGAAUCUCUGUGAUAGACUUUAUCAUCUUGAUCUGAGCAAGUCACUAAGUCUGAGAAGAUUGGAGGUGUAUGGAGACCGUUGGAUUGAGGCACCAGCGAGGAUUGUAGCGCCACACAUCCAUUAUUUGAGAUUGGAAAACUAUCAGCGACCAUCCAAUUUAGUGGAUGUCUCCUCUUUAACAGAAGCUAAUCUCAAUCUUUCAUAUGUACUUGACUAUUUCACAUGUGAAAUCGUCGAGGCUGAAUUGCUUCAGUUCAUGGUGCGAGAGAUUCUAGUAAAGUUGCAAAACGUAAAGAAGCUUACUAUUGGGGGAAUUUUUCUUCAGAUUCUAUCUCUUGCCGAGCUCCGUGGUGUUACUUUUCCAAAAUUCAAUAUCGAAGCUUUGACUGUUGAAACGAGGAUUGAUCAGUCUAUGAUUCCUGGUCUAGCAAGGCUGCUACAAAACUCUCCUGGACUGAAACGGAUAACAGUUUACAUAAUGAAAUGCAACACCAUACCGGAUAAGCAUCUUGACAGAUACUUGAAAUUGUGAGGCUUGAAUCCGGAACAAUGCUGGAUAUCAAAAUAUGGGGUCUUUCCAACUGUGGAGCAGACAUCUUCAAUGUUGGAUGAUAUUGGUACGGAUGCAAAGAUGAAACAUGUGGCUUCGUUCGUAAAACUUGUCAUGGGAAACACAAAGACAUUAGAGAAGCUGGUUUUACAGUUUGGAGAUUACCUUGAUGCAACAGGGAUUGAAGAGCUGUGUCAAAUGGUUCCAACAUUUUUUGACAACAAUGUCCAAAACUCCAAAUUGUGAUCAAGAAAAGAUGAUCUUAAAUAGUAGUAUUAGUUUAUCUAUGGACCACCGUAGAUGGCUUAAUUUUCUUGAUAAACGUGUCUUCAAAUUAAUUGUUUUGAUCUUAAAUUUAUGAUUCAGAGCUUUAAGUUUCUGUGUUCA